Molecule: messenger RNA, 1808 nt
Organism: Mycotypha africana
Lineage: Eukaryota; Fungi; Mucoromycota; Mucoromycetes; Mucorales; Mycotyphaceae
Product: putative smu-1 suppressor of mec-8 and unc-52
Exons: 5
Coding region: 125-1672 (515 amino acids)
Biological process (GO): mRNA splicing, via spliceosome
Cellular component (GO): precatalytic spliceosome
Molecular function (GO): protein binding
Source: RefSeq, a predicted model, not a curated record
UCAAAAAAAAAAUUAAAAAGAAAAAAGAAAUACUCCGUGUCGUUGAAUUUACAGCAGCACUCCAAAAAUUCCAGCAAAUCAACCAAAGUUCUUUCCUGUCUUCACGCUCACAGCAUAAAUUAAAAUGUCUAUUGAGAUAGAGUCAGAAGAUGUUAUUCGUCUUAUUUUACAGUUUUUGAAGGAAAAUAAGUACGACGAGACUUUACAUACGCUAGAGCAGGAAACCAAUGUUAAAGUAAACACUUUGGAAAAUAAAGAAGACUUCAUUUCUGAAAUCAAAAAAGGCGAAUGGGAUAAAGUACUUCGACAUGUCGCCGAUUUGAAGUUGCCAGCGGCGAAACUCUUAGAUCUUUAUGAGCAGGUUGUAUUAGAAUUGGCCGAAAUGCGUGAGUUAAGUGCAGCUCGCACUCUAUUACGUCAAACAGAGCCGAUGUACAUCCUAAAACAGCGCCAGCCAGAAAGAUACUUGAAGUUAGAGCAUACACUAUCGCGUUCCGUGUUAGAUCCCAAAGAACAUUAUCCACAGGGAAUGACAAAAGAAAAAAGACGACAAAUAAUAGCGCAGGGAUUAGCUAGUGAAGUAAAUAUUGUCGAGCCUUCUCGGCUCAUGAGUUUGUUGGAAGAUUGCAUUAAAUGGCAACGUCACCAAGGAUUGUUGAAGACAGAAGCAAAUUUUGAUGUAUUCAGUGGGUCAGCCGUUAAUCAACAAAUUGAGGAUGAAGCCUGUGUUAAUGAUAAAUACAAAGAGAUUAAGAUGCCAGGGAAGAAUACUUAUGCAGAAUGUACAAUAUUUUCACCAAACGGACUUCAUUUAGUAUCAGGCUCUGUAGAUGGUUUCAUUGAGGUAUGGAACCCUGUUAAUGGAAAACUGAGGAAGGAUUUAAAAUACCAAGCGGAAGAAAAUUUGAUGGCGAUGGAUCAAGCAGUUAUAUGCUUAUGCUUCAGUACAGACAGUGAAAUUCUGGCUUCGGGAUCAACGGAUGGAAAAAUCGCCAUUUGGAAAAUCCAGUCAGGACUUUGCACAAAGCGUUUCUCACCAGCGCAUAGUCAAGGUGUUACUUGCAUACGUUUUAACAGAGACGCAAGCGAAAUAUUGAGCAGUAGCUAUGACCAUACAAUCAAAAUACAUAAAGUGAAGUCAGGGGAGCUUGUCAAAUUAUUUGAAGGACACACGUCUUUUGUAAAUUCUGUUAUGUAUAGUUCGGAUAAUACAACGAUUAUAAGUGGCAGCAAUGAUGGAACCGUGAAGAUUUGGGAUUAUACUACUGGUGCUUGCUUACAUAGCAUCAAGGCUGCAGAAGGCAUAUUUGUACAACAAGUUCUCACCAUUCCAGGAGAGUUCACUAAAAUUGUGGCUAUUUACUCAAACAAUUCAGCAGCAAUAUUGAGCGAUCAAGGCUUAACACUUAAACUUAUAAAAAACAAAUCAGAAUCAAACUUUGUCAGUGGUGUUGUGUCUCAUCAAGGUUCCUUCCUAUACAUAUUAUCGGAAGAUUCAUUCCUACAUUGCUAUGAUAUUGUCGCUGAGAAAUUUUUAAGCCACAGCAAAGUUUGUGACGACGAGGUUAUCGGUAUCUCAGCCCAUCCGUCCUCCAACGUAAUCGCUAUCAACAAUGACAAACGACGUAUAUUUUUGUAUAAACAUACAUCACUUAACGAUGAACAAAUAUGAGGAGUAAUACCAUUAGCCUUUCGGAACUUACUAUUUGAUCCAGAUUGCAUUUUAUUACCGUUAGUGAAAUGUAAUUCGUAAUAAUUUCUCUCAGUAAAUAAAGAUCACAGUGCAAUAAAAACGUAAGAAUAAACAA